AUGAGGUGUUUUACUCUCGUUCCAGACGUAAAGCCCUUCGAAUGCUCGAUGUGCGACUACGCGUGCCGUGACAGUUCCACGCUGAGGAAGCACCAGGAUAGGCACUUGGGCAAGAAGAAAAUGUACCCGUGCAAAUAUUGCAGCAGGCAGUGUAAAUCGAAGAAGUCCCUCAAACUGCACACGGAGGAGAGGCACUUCGGCGUGGACGUGAACAGGAUACCGUGCGACAUCUGCGGCAAGAUGUUUAAGAGCACCACCCACUUGACGAACCACGUGAACAGGGUGCACGCGCGCCGCUACUCGUGCAAGUGCGAGAUAUGCGGCGCCGCCAUCAGCGCGAAGGGCAACCUGCUCGCACACAUGCGCACACAUACGGACAUAACGCCGUACAAGUGUGCGCACCCCAGUUGCGGCAAGCUGUUCAAGCGGAUGGACUAUCUGAAGAAGCACAGCAUCCUUCACCGCCCCGAGCGUCACUACGCCUGCGACAUCUGCGGCCACCUCUUCUCGCGGAAGACUCGGCUCAACAGCCACCUGGCCCAGCACCAGCCCAAGGUCAAGUCGGCCCAGUGCGACCUCUGUGGGGUCCGCUUCUACAACGCCAACUACGUGGCGGCGCACAUGCUCCGCAAGCACAGCGGCCGCCGUUACGAGUGCGACGAGUGCGGUUUCCGCACGCCGAACAAGCCGAGCCUCGUGAUGCACAUCAAGCACGGCCACGAAACGGAGAACGGGAAAGUAUGCCAGAUAUGCCGUAGGGGUUUCAAGAACAACCUGCAUCUCAGACAACACUACUGGAACGCGCAUUGCGUCCAAUACAAGAAGGUCAGACGGCGAAGGCGCAAGAAGGAGAUAGAGGAGACCGUCAUAAAACAGGAGAUGGACACUAUACCAGAAAUAGAUCUGCUAGAAGUUCACAAAGAGGAGAUAAUGUCUGACGUGGAAGCAGAUUCUCAGAGCGGCGCAGAAGUGGAGUACACGAAACGGGAGUUCCGUGAUGAUGAGAGGAUGCUGGAAGCCGGUGACGGUGAAGAUGAGGAGCGUCCAGAGAUCUCCACCGAAGUGGUGGUGGAGAAGCUCGAGGAAGUCAGCGGCAAAGUCGAGGAAGCGACGGAAGCCCAGCUCCUGGUGGAAGUAGACACCGGACUGGAGGAGAACGCGAAGAGAGAGCUGGAGACGCUCCUGUCUAAGGCGAGAAGAGAGAAGAAGUUGGCGGAGUUGGAGGAGACCAGGAGGGAUUACAACGAGAGGAUAAGACGGGCUAUCGGCGAACAACCGAAGACAGACCGGAUCACGAAUAACGAUGAAGACAAAUCAUUGAACGAUAAUGACGCGGCCAGUGAGAAAGAGACGGAUGGAAACGACAACGAAAUCGACAAAGCGGCGGAUAGGAAGGGUGGGAAGUUGAAAAUCAACACUCACCAAUGCUACGUCUGUUUCAAGCUGUUCCCAACGAAGCUCGCCCUGACGGAGCACUGCCAGCACCACUUCGACGUUUGCGGCGGCGUGAUGCUGAAGAAGUGCCCGAUGUGCGAUUACGCCACCAACCUGGACCUGAGGAGGCACAUGAGGCUGGUCCACGGCGUCCACGUGCGGCUGAAGCACCCGAGGAUCAAACAGACGAAGGAGAACGGCUCCAAGUUCUACUACGACCUCGGCAACCUUGGCGAUGUGGAGGUCAUACCCAGCGCGCGGAACCUUAACAGGCGCGAGUGCGCGAAGAUCGACCAGCGGAGCAGGCGCGAGAGGGAGAUGACGGUGGCCAAGAAGAAGCUGGUCAAGAGGGGGUCCGAGUGGGUGGUGGAAACGGAAAGGCUCUCCGUCGAGGAGUUCCUCCUGCCCGAGCUGGCGGCGCAGGGCGACACCGGCCCGGAAGUCGGCGACGACUACUUGGCCAGGCUGAAGCGACUCAGCCGGCUGGCGAAAGCCCACGGCGCCAAGAUGCUGUUCCCGUGCGACGGCUGCCCGAAGAUAUGCCAGACCCUCAGCGCCCUCAAGCUGCACACGCGCCGCCACGACCCGAACAAGAAGCCGUACAAGCCGAAGAUAUGGAAGCACAAGACGAAAACGCAGAAUGACAGCGGGAGAACGGGGAACGGAGCAGGCGACGACGCCGAGGGAAGAGUAGGAGAAGGAAAAUCGCGGCCGACGUCCUGCAAACAAGCAAAGGCAGCGCUAACGGACAAAAGAGAGACGGUAGCAGAGGCUGGGGAAGACGCCGAGGGUGGUUUUGGUGGGGCGGCGCAAAGCGCUCAGCAGUCAGCGGGGGACACGGGGGGAAGUGCUCGUUCUGAAGAGGCGGUGGGAGGGGGCGGGGCCUCCGCCAACCGGCACGCCGAGCCGCGCCCGAUAGUGAACCGCCACAGAUGCGACCCCGCCCUGAGGGAGUUCUACGCGCGGAACGUCAGGGGCGGCGACGUGGAGUUCCACCAGUUCCUGAAGAUCUACAACCGGAUAUCGCGCGAGGGGGGGCCGCCAGAGGACGCCGCCUGUUCCCCCCCCAUAGAGGGGCCUCCGCGGCGGGGGAAGCCCCGGCCGGUGGGAGUGCGCAAAGCCGCGCCGAACCCUCACACCAGGGUCGUGAGAGUCACCAGGAGGGAGCAUUUGGCGCGGCUGGAGGCGAGGAGCAGACUGAGGCGCGAGCUCGAAGCCAGGUCGUCGGGAGCUCGCGCG
Iphiclides podalirius (scarce swallowtail) is the source of this 2673-nucleotide messenger RNA. Lineage: Eukaryota; Metazoa; Arthropoda; Insecta; Lepidoptera; Papilionidae. The record is from the annotation of a GenBank genome assembly.